This is a messenger RNA of Spea bombifrons (plains spadefoot toad), 3707 nucleotides long. RefSeq names its product ArfGAP with SH3 domain, ankyrin repeat and PH domain 1 (gene ASAP1). The record is from RefSeq and is a predicted model, not a curated record. The transcript has 31 exons. Lineage: Eukaryota; Metazoa; Chordata; Amphibia; Anura; Pelobatidae. Gene Ontology annotation, molecular function: GTPase activator activity; protein binding. Gene Ontology annotation, cellular component: cytoplasm. Gene Ontology annotation, biological process: positive regulation of GTPase activity. Bases 93 to 3500 code for a protein of 1135 amino acids.
UGGAAUAAUGGGUUUAAAUCAGUGGCGUCAAAUUGGAAGGGGAUUGUGUUCUGACCCUAUUUUGGUGAUAUUUCGACGGUUUUAGCGGAGUCAUGAGAUCUUCCGCCUCAAGGCUCUCCAGUUUUUCGUCAAGAGACUCAUUAUGGACUCGGAUGCCGGAUCAGAUCACCGUGUCGGAGUUUAUUUCCGAGACCACCGAGGACUAUAAUUCCCCGACGACGUCCAGCUUCACCACCAGGCUGCAGAGCUGCCGGAACUCGGUCACCGUGCUGGAGGAGGCUUUGGAUCAAGAUCGGACCGCGCUACAGAAAGUGAAGAAAUCUGUGAAAGCAAUUUAUAAUUCAGGGCAAGAUCACGUGCAGAACGAGGAGAACUACGCCCAUGCGCUAGAUAAAUUCGGGAGCAAUUUCCUCAGCCGCGACAACCCGGACCUGGGCACGGCUUUCGUGAAGUUUUCCACUCUCACCAAGGAGCUGUCGACGUUACUGAAAAACCUGCUUCAGGGUUUAAGCCACAAUGUCAUCUUUACCCUGGAUUCUCUUCUGAAAGGGGAUCUGAAAGGAGUGAAAGGGGACCUGAAGAAGCCGUUUGACAAAGCCUGGAAGGAUUACGAGACCAAAUUUACAAAAAUCGAGAAAGAAAAGCGAGAGCACGCCAAGCAACAUGGGAUGAUCCGCACGGAGAUCACGGGCGCGGAGAUCGCGGAGGAGAUGGAGAAAGAGCGCCGGCUGUUCCAGCUGCAGAUGUGUGAAUAUCUCAUUAAAGUUAAUGAAAUCAAGACGAAAAAAGGCGUAGACCUCCUCCAAAAUCUUAUAAAGUAUUAUCACGCUCAGUGCAAUUUCUUCCAGGACGGCUUGAAAACAGCUGAUAAGCUCAAGCAGUACAUCGAGAAGCUGGCCGCGGACCUUUACAAUAUAAAGCAAACACAAGACGAAGAGAAGAAGCAGCUGACGGCUCUGCGGGAUCUCAUCAAGUCUUCUCUCCAGCUGGAUCAGAAAGAGGAUUCCCAGAGCAAGCAAGGAGGAUACAGCAUGCACCAGCUGCAGGGGAACAAGGAGUACGGCAGCGAGAAGAAAGGCUACCUCCUGAAAAAGAGCGAUGGGCUGCGGAAGGUCUGGCAGAGAAGGAAAUGCAUGGUGAAGAACGGGAUACUCACCAUCUCUCACGCGACAUCUAACAGGCCGCCUGCGAAACUCAACCUGCUUACCUGCCAAGUGAAACCCAACGCGGACGAAAAGAAAAGCUUCGAUCUCAUCUCGCACAACCGGACGUAUCACUUCCAGGCGGAGGAUGAACAGGAGUAUAUAGCGUGGAUAUCUGUGUUAACAAACAGCAAAGAAGAAGCGCUCAACAUGGCCUUCCGGGGAGAGCAAAGCACCGGCGAGAGUAGCCUGCAGGACCUGACCAAAGCCAUCAUCGACGAGGUUCAGAAAACUCCCGGAAAUGAUGUUUGCUGCGACUGCGGAUCGCCGGACCCAACAUGGCUCUCGACAAACCUUGGGAUAUUAACCUGUAUAGAGUGUUCGGGAAUACAUCGGGAGAUGGGGGUUCACAUUUCUAGGAUCCAGUCUCUGGAAUUGGAUAAAUUAGGGACGUCUGAACUCUUGCUGGCCAAGAACGUAGGAAACAAUAGCUUCAAUGAAAUAAUGGAAGGGAAUUUACCGAGUCCGUCACCAAAACCCAGCCCUUCCAGUGACAUGACCGCGCGGAAGGAGUAUAUCACCGCUAAGUACGUGGAGCACAAGUUCUCCCGGAAGUCGUGUGCUUCGGGGGCAGAAAAACUGAGCGAGCUGCUGGAGGCGGUAAAGUCCAGAGACGUACUCUCACUAAUCCGAGCCUACGCAGAAGGAGUAGAGAUAAGCGAACCACUGGCGGAAUCCGGACAGGAACCCGGCGAAACGGCCCUUCACUUCGCCGUCCGCACUGCCGACCCCGCAUGCCUUCCCCUUGUUGACUUCCUGGUACAAAACUGUGGAAACGUAGAUAAGCAGACGGGAAAAGGCAACACGGCCCUCCACUACUGCUGCAUCUAUAACAAGCCCGAGGUCCUGAAGCUGCUCCUAAAGGGAAAGCCAACUAUGGAUAUCGUGAACCAGCUUGGCGAGACCGCGGUUGACAUUGCAAAGAAAUUAAAAGCUGCCCAGUGUGACGAACUGCUUUCACAGGCCUUGGCCGGAAAACUGAAUCCUCACGUCCACGUGGAGUACGACUGGAAUCUACGGCAAGAAGAGAUCGAUGAGAGCGACGAUGAUUUAGACGAUAAGCCGAGCCCCAUUAAGAAGGAACGUUCUCCAAGACCCCAGAGCUUUUGCCACUCGUCCAGCAUCUCUCCUCAAGACAAACUCUCGCUGCCCGGUUUCAGUACCCCGCGGGACAAGCAGCGGCUGUCUUACGGAGCCUUCUCCAACCAGAUCUUCAUGUCCACGAGCACGGACUCCCCUACGUCUCCCAUAACAGAUGCCCCUCCGCUGCCCCCGAGAAAUGCAGGCAAAGUUCCGAGCGGCCCUCCAACAACCCUCCCUAUAAGCACCCAAUCCCCUAGUGGCAACUCCACAUUAUCCAAGAAGAAACCACCUCCCCCUCCCCCCGGACACAAACGAACCCUCUCCGACCCACCAAGCCCGCUGCCGCACGGCCCCCACAGUAAGGGCUCGGUUUCUUGGGGCAACGACACGGGAGAAAAGAGCCUGAAUAAGUUUGAACGACUGUCACAUUCUUCAAGCACCGGUAGCGCAAAGACUGCUUUGGGCCCAAGAGUUCUGCCAAAACUACCUCAAAAAGUGGCACUUAGGAAAAUAGACACCACUCAUCAUCUCUCGAUGGACAAAUACAACCAGCAAACGGACAUCUUCCAGAAAUCUCCACAAUCUGGAGAUUUGCCUCAGAAGCCACAACUUGCCGAUCUUCCACCCAAACCCCAGCCUUCGGAAAUCCCUUCGGAAAUCGUCCAGAAGCCCCACGCCGGAGAUCUCCCACCGAAGCCGGGGGAAUUGCCCCCUAAACCGCAUUUAGGAGAUUUGCCCCCUAAACCACAACUCGGGGAUUUGCCUCCGAAGCCGCAGUUGAAAGAUCUCCCACCUAAGCCCAAUCUGGGUGACAUAUUGCCCAAGGCGCCCGUGGCAGACUUCCAUCCCAAGCCUCAUCCUCCAGAGAUUCACCAAAACUCUCAGCCGCUGGAUGGGAAUCAGAACUCGCAGCCGGCCGACCACAGCCCCGUCCAGAAGCAGGUUCCGGAGCCUUCCAGCGAUGGUCCGCCGCCUCUUCCAGAGACCCCCGUGCCACUGCCCAGAAAAAUCAACACGGGGAAAGGCAAAUUGAAACGAGUGAAAACGAUUUAUGAUUGCCAGGCGGACAACGACGACGAGCUGACGUUUGUAGAGGGAGAGGUGAUUAUAGUUACCGGCGAGGAGGACCAGGAGUGGUGGAUCGGCCACGUCGAAGGACAUCCAGAUAGAAAAGGAGUCUUCCCGGUGUCGUUCGUCCACAUAUUGUCAGAGUAGAUAGAUCCGCGUGACGUGUCGUCCUCCUUUGUUUUAGCUUCUGGCUGUGUUUCCUCGCGUUCCUGUGGUCCAUGUUGUAUAUACGCUGCUGUUACAAAGUCCACUUUCAUCCAAUACCUACAUAGUGUGCCGCGCUCUAUACGUGUUGUAAAUGUACCAUGUUAUAUUCUGCCUUUGCCAGUAUUAAAAUAGAUCCCAAGAAAGUCA